Messenger RNA from Fusarium proliferatum ET1, 1425 nucleotides. RefSeq lists its product as uncharacterized. The coding region runs from base 1 to 1425 and encodes 474 amino acids. Lineage: Eukaryota; Fungi; Ascomycota; Sordariomycetes; Hypocreales; Nectriaceae. The transcript is spliced from 4 exons. The record is from RefSeq and is a predicted model, not a curated record.
AUGUCGACGUCCCAUCCAGCAGUAGAGUUGAUGUUUGUCAACAUUGCUCGACCACAAGACAUAAAAGACCGGAAAACUCAAAGGAGAAUUAACAGUCAUGUAAUGAAGCCAAUUGGCAUCACUCGGAGGCGCGCACGCCCAGACGACAAGACAGAAGUAACCUUCAAAUCUCUCAAGUCCUUGUCACAGAACCCAGAAGUCGCAUGUAAAGUUUCACCAGUGAGCUCCAACAUUUCUAGCCCUGGCAUCAGAACCCCAGAAACAUCAUGGGCAUUCGAGUACCGACAUUCACUACAUUUAGUACCAUCUCUUUGCUCUUAUCCAAAGCCGAGCGGGUAUCCCAUAUCCACACGAACAAGCAGUAUGCUCCAUUUCCUAGCCGUAGACCAGGAAGCACCAGUCUGUAAGCUCAUGCGCGAGCUUUGUUUCGCUCUCGCAUUGGCCGAUGACAGCGCCAUGCACUUGGCCCUCGCUCGCCUCGACAUAGAUCCUGAGCGGACUGGAGGAUGGGCUUCCGAAGAGACCGCCAGCAGUUUGACACAUUACAAUGCUUCCAUUGAAAUCUUGCGAAAUCAGCUUGGGGGCGCUCAGCUUAUGGCUCACGAAGCUAUUAUUGGUGUAGUGGUGAAUUUGGCGUGCUAUGAUAUAUUCACCAAUAACUUAACACGGUGGAAGACGCAUAUGUCAGGGUUGCAAAAGAUGAUUGAGUAUCGAGGUGGGAUAGAAACGCUGAGUUCCCGUGAUCUACAAGUGACAGCGAUUUGGAUGGACUUGUCUGGUUCUAUGGUCCUAGACCAAACACCUCAUUUUAGGACGUAUCAAGUCGACCCUUCUCCCAACCUUGACGAGGCCAUGGAUUCUAUACAGAGGAGCAGCAGAGAUAUUAAGGUACUUCUCGCAUCGCUGCUUAAACUAUCCAAUCUAGCUGCAGGAAAGUCUGAGCGUGAACUCAGUCAAGAUUCUGUUCUGCUCCAAGAACUUCAGGCUUCAGUAUACACAACUCUGACUCUGCCACGCUUCAGCCCAGAUAGGCACCAGCACCCCUUGGCAUCUUGUCUAAUCACCUACGAGAUGUUUCGACUGGCUGUGCUUUUAUAUCUUUCAGGCCCUGUCACGUUUCUGGCAGGUAACAGGACCUUCAAUGUGGUGACUCCCCACUUGAGAGGUCGACUAUUGAGGAUGUACAGGGAGCAUAGACUGGGUUGGAUGGGUCGGGAACACGUUGAACUAUUCAUACUAGUCGUUGGGACUCUGACGGAAGUUGGACAAGACAGACAAACAUUGGUUGUUGAGCUUCAACGCAUUAUGAGAGUACAAGGGCUAAGAUGGAACGGACUGGUCGAUAAGCUUCGCUCUAUGGCGUGGGUUGAUGUUGUCUGGUCAGCUGGCCUAGAUAAGCUGCAUAAAGAUUUAGCAAUUCUUUAA